AGAAAUCGACCCCUGCACGGGCCCUACACCGCAAGCCAUACCAGAAACUCCGUGGUGACCGCCACCCAAAUCUGGGACUUCACCAGAAAACUAAACUGGACACGCGCAAGGACACCCCGGAGGGCGACAUAUCCGCCAAAACCCAACGCUCCAGCAGUCACAACAGACCUUGUAACGAGCAG
Molecule: messenger RNA, 182 nt
Organism: Pelobates cultripes (western spadefoot toad)
Lineage: Eukaryota; Metazoa; Chordata; Amphibia; Anura; Pelobatidae
Source: the annotation of a GenBank genome assembly